Punctularia strigosozonata HHB-11173 SS5 is the source of this 471-nucleotide messenger RNA. RefSeq lists its product as uncharacterized. Bases 1 to 471 code for a protein of 156 amino acids. Lineage: Eukaryota; Fungi; Basidiomycota; Agaricomycetes; Corticiales; Punctulariaceae. The record is from RefSeq and is a predicted model, not a curated record. The transcript has 2 exons.
AUGUCGCACACACCGGUAUCUGGGGUGGCGGCGUACUUCGCCCAAUUCGAGGGGUUUGAGUUCGACGCUACUCGCGGCAUCAUACCGGAGUUUGACCGGCUGUGCUCGGAACGGAGCUGGGGCAAGAAGCGGCGCCAAACAGCCCGACGCAAGCUCAACGGAUUCAUCGCGGAGGAGUUCAACGCCGCAUACGGCACCCUUGACAAUGACCUCAUCCAAUGGCAAACUCUAUCCCGCGAGCUUCGUGUUGAACCCGUUCCAGAUUCAGUCUCCCAGUGCAAGCAGGCGGUCAAGAGGAUCCAUGUGAACAUAGUAGACCUUCUGGAUGCCAGGGCGAGGGGAGAGCAAGUUCGUCUUCAUAGGAACAUGCACCAACUCGCACAGUACUCGAUACGCACCGGCAAAAUAUUUCCAAAAAAGCAGGCGAAGGCAGGGCUCCUCCUCAAGUAUCUUCUCAGGCAGAUCUACUGA